AUUCAGUAUGCCUUUUUACUUGUCUGUUGCGUUGACCGUUGACAGUUGACCAGUUGACAGUUAACACCGCAGCAGCAACUAACAAUUUUCAGUAUUUCAAUUUUCAGUGCAUACGGUGCAUCAUAGGUGUUUAAUCGUUGUUAAUAGAUAAAUGGCCCAGCCCCCUUGUAAAAGAACUAGAUUGGCGAUUUCUUCAGACUUGGAAACUCUGUCCGGAAUAAGUGAAAAUAUGGAUGUAACAACCGAAAACAGAAGUGUAGAGGUUCUAGGAGCUGGUGCCCAAGGACUUGAAGGGAAUGGGCAAAGUAAUUCUGACGACAAUAAAGAUUGUCUUAUAGAAUCAGAAGAAUUUGAGCAGCUUCUCCUUACGUCUAAUGCGUUUAUUGACAAAACGCUAUUUAUAAAAAAAUUUUUUCGAGGAAGUCUAAACGAAAAAUCAGGGGCAAAGAAAAUUCUCAUCACAGCACCUAGUCGAUUUGGUAAAUCGGUAAUCAUGAAUACCUUGAAGGUGUUCUGUGAACCAGAUGUGGAUGAACAAGGAAAUAUCGUUACCUGUUUGAAAAAGAAUGUAGCCGGAAAAUGGGUCGAAGAUAAAAACAAAACUCCACCAAAAAAUUACAAACUAUUCAAGACCGUUAUUAGAAACAAGCACUUGCAAAUUUACAGCUGCACCUGUCCUACAAAGCACAUGGACGACGAUUUGGAAAAUGGAACAUGCGACAGCAGACAAUUCUUCUACCAACAUUGUGGUCAGCAUCCAGUAAUUUUCUUUAGCUUGAAGGAUAUUUCGCCUCAUAAUUGGAACGGGUUUAUUAAGACACUCAAAGAAAGUCUGUGUCAAACAUAUAAAAAGCACAUGUAUUUGGGUGACCAAAGAGGUCGUUUAGAUGAGGAUAUGAAGCUAGAGUUUAAUUUGUUUCUUAAGGGUAAGAAACGUGAUUUGGAUAAGGAAGGUCAACCAAUUACCUUGAAGUUAGAUGAAGAAGAUUUGCGAUAUUCUUUAUACAAUUUGAUAGAAUAUUUGUACAUCCAGUUCAAUAAAAGAGUGCUGAUAUUGAUCGAAGAAUUCGACGCUCCUCUUAUGAAGUUGCUACAUGGAUCACAAAGUAUUGAACUAGCGUACGUAAAGAAGAUCAUUGAGUAUAUCGGGGAACUGCUCAGUACCGUUCUAAAAGGUAAUGAGAAGGUAUUAGGUGCAUUGAUUAACGCCUGUGUUUUAUUGUCAACAACUAUAUCACCGUACGCGAACAAUGUUUCUAUUUGUCCAUUCCUAGAAAAUCAUGGUUUCUCUGAAUAUUAUGGAUUCACCAAGGAUGAAGUAGCAGAUUUACUAAAGAUGCCUGUAUUCAAGGGUUUUAAUGGAAACGACAUUUUAUCUUAUUAUAAUGGCUAUAAAGUGCUUGGCACAAAUCUGCAGAUAUAUAACACAUAUUCUGUUUUAAAAUACCUCCAGGAUUGGAAAGAUGCACGUGAACGCGAGAAACGUGAAACUAAUAAGAGUCCAGAUAUGAAGAAGCACGCACCUAGAUCUUAUUUUAGUAGCCACGGGAUUCAACCAUUGAACAAACUGUUUGCAGUUGAGGGUCUUAGAGACAAAUUUAGUUGUAUUAUUACCGAAGGUACAGUUACUGUAGAGAAGCCUGUGGAUAAGUUGACACCUGAACACGUUAUGAUACUGAUGGAAGUGAUGUUACAACCUAGUGAGGUCGAUGACGAACAUGCCAAUUUAUUCCUCCAGUAUAUGAAGGAUCGGGGAUAUUUCAACAUAAUUGAACGGAAUCGAAACCAGCAUGUUUACGUUAUACCAAAUGGUGAAGCAACAGACGAAAUUCUUUCUCAGUUUUAUGAUACAUCGUACUUUAAGAGCAAAUACAAUAUUAGUAACGAGAUGAUUAGAAAAUAUAGGACGGCUAUAAAUGAUUUAGAUCGUCACAAUAAUGAAUCAUUUCAAAAGUUCGCAGAUUCCAUUGCAAGCUUAUUUUCUGGAAGUUUCAAGCCAAAGAAUCAUGAUGAACUUAAGGGUAUUCUCUAUGCUUUUUGUGUAAACAAAUUCGAUACAUUGUGCGAAGGAUUUUGUCAAGAAAAUAAAAGAAAUCGAUUUGACUUACUGUUAAUAAGAAAGGAUGGCACAGGAAUAAUUAUAGAAGUGAAGUUUGGUCAGAGGAGUGCACAAAAUGGUCUCAAACAAAUUUUUGACAAUGAGUACUAUAAAGCUUUUGAAGGAAAGAAUAUUACAAAAGACAAAAUAUAUAUUGGGCUACACACGAACCAUCAAAAAGUAACUGUCUGUGGUUUUGCAACAUCUUAUGAACAGGUUGUUGACUCUUUCGCAAAUAUUUCUGAUGACAAGCUGAUCGUAAAAUCUAGUAAAUUGUAAAGGAUAUGUAUCAUAUAGCUUAGUUCACAUAAAUCCCUUAUGAAACUUAACUUUUAGACGUUCCGUCGGAUUAUAACAAAACGAAAAAAAAAUUGAAAUUAUCGUUUAUGUUAGCUAAGCUGAUAUAUGGUACCGAAUUUGUUUAUGUUUAUACAUUUCUAAAAACUGUGUUUCUGUACAAAAUGUGUUAUCUCAUUUACGAACGGUAGAAGUGUGAAAUUUGUUUACCUAGAAUAAAAUGAGAUUGAAAACGAUAAUUUUAUGUAUUUAAUUUUAUUGAUAUAGGUUGUCUAGACAGGAUUUUUUAAGUCUAAAUGUUUUUGUAUGAUACUAACUUUAUUAUAAAAAAUGAUCAAAAUAUUAACAAUGUUUCAUGUAAUAAAAAACGACCUGUCAUAUUUUGUGACCCAAGAUUAUUGAUUUCGUUCCCACAGUUGGUUCUGAACAGUAUAUAGACAGACACACACUGCUCUAGAUGGCGCUAACUAUAUUGUUUUGCUUUUUAUAAACUGGCCCAAUUUAAACUUUAUUAUUUACAAAAUAUAAAAAUGUAUAACGGUUUAAUAUCACAAAACAAAAAAAAAACAAUUUUAGUAAGUAGUUGUCUUACAAAAACAAAUUAUAAAAAAACGAAUUUUACGUUGGCAUCGUUACUUAGGUGUAAUAAUAUUUUUUUAGCCAAUGUAAAAUCCUAACAAUUAGGAUGCGAAUGAACUUGUGAUAAUAUUGUGUCUAGAAUUCCAUUAAGAUAUGCAAACCAAAAAAAUCAGCUAAAAAUUUAAAAGUAUUGAUUGUUAAUCAGAAUAAGAACAAUUUCUAUAACGGAAAAAAAAUUGCUUUUACAGUAAACCCGUUUUUUUUAACGAGUAGGCCGAUGUAUCAGCGUAUUUUUGAAGGAUACCAACGCUCGACCAUCGACCGUUUUCUGUUAGAGUAUAAUAAAAACUCUCUAAUAAAAACGCUCAGAAGUCAAAAUGCGUUAUUCGUUAUCAAAUUUAAGCGCUGCACGAUCGAGCGUAUUCAGCGUAUUACGUGCGUGUUUACCUUUAAAAAAUAAAUUUAAUUUGGAUACAAUAAUUGUUAUGUACACUAGUGCGUAGCAUGCGAAACGAAUUUCAUUUUUUAAUAAAUAAGAAAAUUAGGACAGACACUAUAAGAUCUUUCAUUCGAAAACGACUGUACAAGAGCCAUUAUGGGCGUGUUGGUAAGAUAUUUGCUUUCAAUCCAAGGGGUCUCGGGUUCGAACCCCCGCGGAUCCAACUUUUUUUUUUAAAUUUCGUAAUAUUGCGCAAUUUGAUGUAUUAUUGUAGCUGAUUAGAAAUUAUAAUGGACAAGACAUAAAUAGCUCAGUUAGAAAAGAGUGAGACAGAUAAUUACAAGGUUUUGAGUUCGAUUCCUAUCGCCGCUUUUUUUAUUGAGAAUGCAGUUGUUCUUAAAUCUGAACUGGUGAGAUCUCGAGUGGCCAUAGAGAUUGAGGACCCACGAGGAUUGACGGGCAACUGAGUGCUGCCAAAUAUUCUCAAAACAUUUCUCGGUUUUGGGACUCUUCCAUCUAUUCAUGACUUACAGUAAUAUCGAACAACAAUGACCUGUCUGUCCUGUUGAUUCGCCAAAGGCUCAUGAGUCGAAGACGAAUUCAGGAUUGAUGGUCGUGCCGAUGAUUCUCGUCGAUAGACACAUACCUAUAAACGGUAUAAGCUGUCGUGAAAGAGGAGAUGCUGUAAGAAUAGAUCGGAUUGUAGUCGGAAUGGAAACGGGGAAUGUUUUGCACUUAUUUUUAUUAAUUCUGUAAAUAUUCUGAAUCCAAGAAUUAUCAUGAAGGCAUAGUCGAAUAUUGGGGUGUUGAAUUUGAUAAUUAAGACACAAACCGAACAUGUUUACGAUAACAUUAAAGUUUUAAUAGCGAUCUCUAAAUGAAAAUCCAUAAUGGAGUGUUCAGAUAUUUUAGUAGACUUCGAACAAUUAGGUGUAUCUUUUUUAUGUGCGUAUAAUAGUUGAAUACAGUUGGGGUAUGCAAAAUUUAUUUGGUAAUCAUUUUUAACACCUUUGCCAUGCGCCAAUUGGCUUGGUCCAGAAAUGAAAAGCUAUAUUUUUGGGGUAUCUAAAAACUAGGGAAUUUAUAAAGGUUUUUCCUGGUUUUUAAAGUAAUUUUACUUGGAGUGUCGAGGAUUUUAAGUCGCUUUAAGUUGUAUUUCAUUGAUUUUUUCCAUGCGCCAAUAGGCUUGGUCCAGAAAUGAAAAGCUGUUUUGAGGUGUGUGAAAUCUAGACAUUUUGACAAUGGUUUUGAGGUAAUUUUACUUGAUUUUUGCAUGCGCCAAUUGGCUUGGUCCAGAAAUGAAAAGCUAUUUUUGGAGUGUCUAAAAUCAAGGCAUUUUGUAAGUUUUUUACAUUUUUUCGGAUGGUUACUUUUGGGAAAACAGUAAAUUUGUAGGAUUCUACCCUGUUUUUCGUGUGCCCAACUUUUAGUGGCCUACACAUAUUUGGGAACUUUUGGGGUGGAUAAAAAUUCAUGAUUUUUGAGAGGUUUUAGGCCCUAUUCGGUUGUUUGCUUUUGGACAAACAGCUAAAUUUGUAAAAUUUUGCCUUGAUUUUUAAGACGCCAAAUGUUCUGGCCCAGAAGUAACAUUCUAUACUCUACUGCGGAUAUUUAAAAUAGUAUUUCUGAUUGGUCUGUUUUAUUGUCGAGUGUGUCCAUCUCUAUCAAAUGGCAAUCACUUUGCAUUUUUUGUGCGUUAGAUAAACAAGAAGGAGGUACGGUCUAUAUUUUUAUUGGUCAAUCUACGCAUUCUUGGAACAAAUCAGACGGUAAACCGGCUCUGGCUCUUCCCAGGAAAAUAAAUAGAAUUUCGACUUCGAUGAUGUGUUUCCGGUUUUAUGCAAAUUAAUUUCAUGAUUUUUUUGUCAUUCGAAAGCAAACGAAUGCCACAUAAAAAUUAUCACUAACCCCAAAAGUACUUUGAAUUUUUAAGUAAUUAAUCGGUUAUUAAUAAUAAUUUUUUGCACAAAACAGCAUUUAAGCAUUAUUUUUUAUUAUUAUUACGCAUUAUUACUUUACUAAAAAAUACAUCUAAAAAUAUUUUUUUUUACAUUUUACUAAAUUAAAUAUUUUGUUUUGAUUAGACAUGUUUUGAAAUUCUGAAGUAACUAAUGUUUUUUUUUAAAUAAAAACAUUAUUUAAUAAGUAAAAAAUAAAAACAUUUUUAGGAUCCUUGGAGAAUUUUGCGUAUGAAAAUGAUAAUAAUAAUAAUAAUAAAUAUAAUAUAAAAAAUUCACGAUGAGUAAUAGUAAAAAAAACCUGAGUACUACACAAAACAGAAAAAUGUCUUUGAAGAAAGUCAGAAAAAAAUGCAAAAUGAAGCUAAGUUUAUAUAAAAAACAAAAACUUUUUAAACAAGGUCAGAGUGAUUUUUUUAAUCAAUAUCUUAGAAAACGAAGGAGACAUUUAAAAAUCCAGUGCAUUACGUUUGGUAGCAUUACAAAAAACUCUUUCAGAUUUUUAAUUUAAUUUCUAAAACUAUUUUGAAUUUAUAGAAAAAUUCAAAAUAAUUUUAGAACUGGGUUUGCUAUUUCAUUUAUUUAAAAUGGUUGAAUGGAUGGUUGAUUUAAAAUGUAUAAUACAAAAAAACGUCAUCAGUUGAUCCAGAAUUGUAAAAAUUAUAGAGGAUGUUCUGCCUAAACAGAAACUCCAAGCCUUAAAAAAAUACAUCUAAAAAUAUUUUUUUUACAUUUUACUAAAUUAAAUAUUUUUUUUUGAUUAGACAUGUUUUGAAAUUUUGAAGUAACUAAUGUUUUUUUUUAAUAAAAACAUUAUUUAAUCACUUUUGAACGUAACUUUAAUACUAAUAAUUUUGAUCUAAAGACAGUUUUAAAGAAAACGCGCUUUUCUAAAAAAAUAUUACACAAAAAUUAAGAAUCCUGGAAAAGCAAGACCACCAUUACUUUAAAAAGUUUAAAGUUAAAUCUGUACCAACUGUUUAGCGCAUUGUAAUUAGAAACGUAAAAAAUCAAGAGGUUUGCUAAAAAUUUAAUCAUUUAAUUAUUAAUUAUUUUGAUCAGGAAGAACCGUAGAAAAGUUCUGAAAAAAUACACAAGCUGAGAGAAAAAAAAGAAGUAUUUAAUAUCAGACGCUGAUUUCUGUGUGAUUUUUAGUUUUUGAAAUACAGGAAAAGUAUAGAUACUUUUAGUACAUAAAAUAGUAUUUCUCUUAGAGGUACUAAAAAUAAUGUUGCACAUUAUUUGAUUUCGUUAUUUUUUUAGAAUAUAAUGGUCAUUUGGUGAUUUUUUUAUUGAAUUUGGAAUUUUGUUAUUUUAUUAGUGUUUUUCUAUUCUAUCGGUGAAAAAAUUUAACAAAAAUUUCUCAAUGUACCUAUAAGAAAAAACGUUGUAUUAUACACGUAAAAAAAAGUUGGCAGUUGAACAACUUUUCUUUAUUUGUAUAAUUAACUACUAUAAUACAAAUUAUAAUUAGCAGACUCACCUUCUAGUACAUAAAAUAGUAUUAAUACCUUCGAUUCUGUACAAAUACAAGAACAACUGUAGACACCGAUUUUUCGAAGCUCAGAUUAGAUUCCAGAACAUGGUAGCAUUUUUGAACACAUUUUAAUAAAUUAUUCAAGUGGUUAUCGUCAAGGAAAAUAACUCCAACUGUUUUAUUUUAAUAAUUAUCGGAUCAUUUUUCAUUUCUAAUGCGUCGAAAUAACGAACCAUAAAAUGAAAUGCAGACCGAUUUUAAUGAACUUGAUUCGAAAUCAUCGAAAUCCAAGUAUGAGACGAAUCAGAAUCGAAAACCAAUAUUUGGCCUUAAACAGCGAGGUCAUCAUCCUUUGCUGAAUCUUUCUCACGAAAUAAAACAAAUUUGUUCUUCGACUAUUGAUCUCCGCCUGGUUGAAGGCUGAAGCUAAACCGCUUUGUUCGUAACCACCUUUUAACCAAGUGCUGUUUUGCAACUCGUUCAGUUCCAAAGAUCCAUCCAAACAAUGAAGACUCUCACAGCCUUCGCCGCAGUAAUUUGCAUCUCCUUGGCCGACGACACGGCCUUGAAAGAAUUCACUUCAGGCAAUAAUUUGUUUACCACAUCAAUUUACAAAG
Molecule: messenger RNA, 7465 nt
Organism: Tribolium castaneum (red flour beetle)
Lineage: Eukaryota; Metazoa; Arthropoda; Insecta; Coleoptera; Tenebrionidae
Exons: 4
Coding region: 152-2377 (741 amino acids)
Source: RefSeq, a predicted model, not a curated record